UCUGAUUUCCCAUAAUCCACCGAGAAGCUGACGUCAUGUGUUUUGUCAUAGGACAGGGAAGAAAGUGAAACGCAACUGGAAAAGCAGGCGCAGCAGGGGGCUGAAAGUCUCCACAAACGGUUGUAAUAUUAACCGUGUGAGUGUGAAAGUCUCCUUACCAAGAGGGGAGAGGCACCAGGGACCAUGAGUGAGAAUGGCCCUCGUACAGAGGCGCCUAUGUAUUUCGAGGUCGAGGUGGAUCACCUGGAAGAAGAAGAGGAAGACAAGAUCCACUUUGAUAAAGAUGAUCUGAUUGUUGAGCCACCGCCGUCAUCGUCUGGCCGGGUUUACGACCGCACUACGGUGCUCAUUGAGAGGGACCCAAUUCGGCUGGAUGAGGAGGGCGAGGAGGAGGGUCACUGUGGAGGUGAUGAAGAUGGUGUGACCUUCCUAACCGAAGGGGAGGGUGAUGAAGAAGAUGGCUCUUUGGCCUUUAUGUCAGACCAUGAUGCCAUGUCACAAGGUUAUGUACACCACACCAUUUCACCGGACCAGAUCCAAUUCACAAUAAAUCCAGGCUCCACUCCUAUGCCACGUAACAUUGAGGGGGCAACACUCACCCUGCACUCUGAGUGCCCAGAGACAAAGCAGAGGGAGGUAAAACGUUACCAGUGUACGUUUGAGGGCUGCACAAGGACAUACAGCACGGCGGGCAACCUGCGGACACACCAAAAGACGCAUCGGGGCGAGUACACAUUUGUGUGUAAUCAACAGGGCUGUGGAAAGGCCUUCCUCACCUCUUACAGUCUCAAGAUCCAUGUCAGAGUCCACACGAAGGAGAAACCCUUUGAGUGUGAUGUGCAAGGCUGUGAGAAGGCUUUCAACACACUUUACAGGCUAAAAGCACACCAGAGACUUCACACAGGCAAGACAUUCAAUUGUGAAUCGGAGGGAUGCACAAAGUACUUUACCACGCUCAGCGACCUGAGGAAGCACAUUCGCACACACACUGGGGAGAAACCAUUCCGGUGUGACCAUGAUGGCUGUGGCAAAGCAUUUGCUGCAAGUCAUCACCUGAAAACACAUGUACGGACGCACACAGGGGAGAAGCCAUUCAACUGUCCAAGUGACGGCUGUGAGAAAACUUUCAGUACCCAGUAUAGUCUCAAGAGCCACAUCCGGGGCCAUGACAAAGAACAGACCUUCAGCGUCACCCUCACCCAUCCGCUGUCUGAAGAUGCAAAUCACUCACUGUGCCUCAGUGACCUAAGCCUCAUCUCGACAGACUCAGAAGUACGAGAAAAAGUCCCAAAUGGUCAGAAUUUUGUCAUCAGCAGUGCGACACCUGUGAAAAUCUUUGAGCUUAUGUUCCAGAGUCCUGAAAAUAGUGUCAGUCAAGAUGGUGGUCAUCCAAAUGAAAGCCUUGCUGAACCCUGCAGCCUUGAAACCCCCACUGACCCAAGAGUGACUGAUGCCUCGCCUCUCAUCUCCUCUUUGAAUCCUGCCUCCUCCUGUUCCCACUCAGUUCCAGUCUUGGAUGUUGCUUCUCAGUUCAGCUCCAACACCUCCACUCAGACCUCCACUUCUGCUUCUCUCAGUGCUGCUGUUAGCUGCAGCCAGCCUUCUGCCUUCAUCCAAGUAACAGACCCUCCGCAGAUUCCAGAUGUGUCUGUGCAAGCACCAAGCCAUGUCACUCCUCAGCACUACGUGGCUCUGCCUCCCACGUUCCUGCAGGCAGAUACUGCUGCACAGUCUACUCAUCCAACGCUGACGACCACAUUGCCGUGCACAGCUGCCGUUUCUGUUGUUGCAGCCAGUACAACAGAUAGCACGACAGCUGUGACAGCUCAACCAGUGCCUUUAGCUACUAACCCAGUACCAGUUUCUGGACCAGGUCUGGCUUCCACCCCUACCACCAUCACCAUUGCACCCACUCAAAACCUCCUGCAACCCAACUUGGUCAUGUCUGACCAGAACCUACAGUGGAUCCUCAGCAGUGCUGCCAACAGCCAGCAGAACCAAGACCAACCAUCACAUCAAGCAGCUCCAAAAGUGGAAAAGGUUUUCUUCACCACUGCCAUACCAGUUGGAGGAAAUGCAGGCAGCUCUGUCCAACAGAUUGGUCUCAGCCUGCCCGUCAUCAUCAUCAAACAGGAGGAGUCCUGCCAGUGCCACUGCUCCUGCAGGGACUCUGCUAAAGACGCAAGCGUCUCCUCCACUGCUAAUGUCUCCACACUGCCGCAGUCGUCCGAGCCGCCUCCUCCCAAGCUGUCACAGCACCCAGACCCUCCUCCCAAUCCAGUCUCCUCCUCACCCUCACACUGCCUCCCUGAGGCUCCCUCUACAUUGGCUGAAGUUCAGCCGGAGGUUCCCCCUCCUUCUUCAUCUCAGACUUUCCCCACUGUUAUGAGCAGCACUGCUACCAGCCAGUCUCCGUCUGCCUUGACGAGUAUGGAUGUGUCAGACUUCCUCUCCCUACAGAGCCCCGAGUCAACUGCCAGCAUUGAGGCGCUGCUGCUUGUUGCUGAUGAUUUUUACAGGGCCACCCAAAGUAACAGAAAUCCCUAAAAGAGCUGCCAGUGUAGUGUCUUAUGUUUGUCUGUAUCCACAUCCUCUCCUUCUUCUCAGUGGUUGCCUAUGUUUGUUUGUUUGUUUUCUGUACUGAGAGCACUGCACAACCCCUCUCUCCAGUGCAUUCUGCUCUCUUUGGCAUUAUAAUCAGGAGCUGUGGAUCAUUUAGUCUUUUGUUGAGCUUUCACAAGCAGUAUUAAUAUAGCGAGGUUAUUGCGCCGUAACACGAGGAAAAGGCAGUCUACUUAAUGGUGAAGCAGUCAAACUGUAUAUAGCAACCCAUGAAAUCAAUUCUGAAUUGAUUGUAAUGAGUGAGUGUUGUCUAAGCACUGAUACUUCGAGUUUAAGCAAAACUUGAGUUGUCUGUCAAUCUUUGUACUGUACUUCAUGACCUAACAUACUUAAAGUCAGUGCAUGGCUGACAAGAAUGCACUGUAUAUUAGAGUAAUAUUCUGUAGUUUCAUCAUGUUGUUUCUAAUAGGAAUUUGAAGGGUUGGUUGUUUUGUUUGUUUUUUUUUCUCAUUUUGCAUGCAGUGCCAGAAUUACAAGUGUUUUUUUUUUUUUCUUUCAGUAAUUUUUUCUUAGAAUGAGUGUAGUCCAGAAAAGUGUUUUCUUUAUGCUUUUGAUUUUCAAAACGUGUGAUCAGACCUGCCUGUCUGUUUAAAAGAAAUAUGGCAAAACAUAGAUAAAUUACCUAAUAACUUAAAUCUAAUAUUUAAUUUGUAUGUGAUAAUUUAUUUAAUUGUUAAUUCUUCAGUUAUACUUUUACUAUUGAAAUUAACAAAGUACAUUAAUAUAUUCCAAUGUUGAUUUCAGCACAACUGUUAUGUUACUGUUUUAUGAAAGUACAGUGGGAAUUGCUAAAAGCAGCUCCCAUCGUAGACUGCAUAAUACAGCAAAUAAUCCUCAUGGGUCUGCCGAUUUGCAAAAAUUGUCUAAUGAAGCAUUGAUGAAUUUCAACAUCCCAUACGUUUUCUCGGGUUAUGACCCACUCAGGGAUGCAUUAUGUCAUAACUGGUCCUGGUUGCAUUAGUUGUUGGACAUUUCCUUGACAGAAGCCCCACACUUGCAGUAGCCCUACGUUUUGCUGCACUCUUCCCUGCUUAUUGCACACUAACGUCAUAAGUGAGUACUCUCACUACUUGUUAGCUGAGGUGCAGCACCACUAGACUUUUUGUACACAACUGCUGUAAAGUAGAGUUUAAAAUGGUGUCCUGGUGACCGUGUAAAUACAGUACAUUUUAGUGUAAACCUCUUUGGAAAAACUUGUCAAUUGUUCUAGAGUUUGUAUUUUUGUAUAGAUUUUCAAAUCACCAACUGAUACCUGGCCCUGAUGUUGAUCUUCUAUCCUUGCAUAGUUAUUCUAAGCAGACAGCUUCAUUUAUGCAGGUGUUGAAUAAUUUUUCAAACCACUGGGCAUCUGUACAGUUUAAGUAAAUUAUUGUAACAUACACCCUUGUGCUCAGAGUAUAGUUUAACAGUAUUGUUUCACAUGGGACGCAAUGCAAUUUAUUAUAGUGCACAUGAAGUAUGGUGGUGUAUAACUUCUUAGGCUUACAUGUUUGGGGCCAUGUUGCCUUGGCAGACUGUGCUUUAGAAAUCCAAGCAUGUUCCUCUUUGGAAUCUGUCAGCUUCCAGCAACACAUCAUUAGCUGUGUUUAUGUGGACAGCAAUAUUCUGAUAUAAAAUCAAGACAAUACCCUAAAUAAACCACUGCCUUGCAAAUGGAAUUUUCUGAUUACCUUAGCCCAAAUGAGGUCAUCAGAGUAAGCAAUAAUCGAAUAAAGCCCAAUCAAUAUGGUUUUUUGGGGGGACAGAGAAGAUACAGAUGGGGGAGUAAAAAAUUUAUGAUGUGUAUUUAUUUUUUUAAGGGCAAUAAUUGGUAUCAUUUUAUUAUUAAACCCCAAGGACAAAGAAAUGUAAUUGAGACUUUGUUUCUCGGUUUAAAUAUGAACUUGAUAACUACAGUAUAACUAACCACCAGUCAAUGUACUUCACGUUGCCUUCACUCGGAAUGGCACUUGGGAUGGCCCAUCACCCAGCAUUUGCAUAAAAUAGACUUGUCUGUUUUGACCUCGCCGAGCUGGUGGCAUAGCAAACACUCAUUGCACAACUUCUAUUCUGUUUGAAAAUGAAUGCGGGAUGAUCAGUUUGCUUUCAUCUCUUAUAGCUAAUGUGAUCAUGGGGUAAUGGGGGCCCAGCUAUGCUUGAGAGCAUUGUUAACAAUGCUGUCUGCUACAACUGCCAACAUACAAAGGAUUUUUUUUAUCCUGCAUUGUUAAUUUGACAAAAUAAGAGUUUUCAUAUCACCAACACCAAUCUGUGAACGACUCUUCUCAGCCAACCGUUAUCCAUCUAGCUCUACUAUUUAAGACUGAGAUAAUGUGCAUUGUAUUCAUACAGUCACCUUAAUUGGACAGUGGUGUUCUAUUGGGAGUUUUCACAGCAUUUUGCAUCGCAAAGCAUAGGGAACAUAACAUGGCUGUAAGCCAUUAAUCAGACUGUGUUCAGUAACGUAAACAGGAAUAUUCAAAAACAACUUUAACACUGUCAUCUAAAUAUAGUCUUACUUAGAAUGUCAGAUUAUUGCAGUCCAUGUAAACAGUGAGGCGACAGUACUGGGGAGGGAACAAAGUUUUUUGAGAAUUGUGAUAAACUCCAUGUAUACAGUUAGUGAUGCAUGUGAGGUGACUUUGUUUCACUUCUAGGGUUUAAUGCUGCAUUCCAGACAAAGUUGAAUGUUGGAAUUGCACAGUUGACAAUUCUCUCUUCUGAUCUCAGAGUUUUUUUUCAUCCUUGACAAACUAAACAAACAUGGUUGUUUGAACAAAAAUGUACGUUUCCUGAACGUUACACACAAAUAUUGACUACAUAGAAAAGUGCACCUGCAGCACUGACAGCAUAUUUAGAUGGUACGUGACAUGUCAGUCAUAUGCAGGAAAGUUACUUUGAUCUGUUGACAGAGCAGCUGCAAACAGAUACUCUGGUUCAGGCACUGUUCAGUUAUGCCCCCCCCAUGUGCAUCUGGGAAUUUCAAAUUCAGAGUUGCCUGGAGUGCAGUAUAAUAUACACUUAAAUUGCUGUCCAUGUUUUUAAUUCACAUUUGGCUUGCUGGAGUUGAACUUGCUUUUAAGGCACAGGUGUCAUUGUGGAGGUCUCCAUUCACACCUUAGUCGGUUCUGGAAUAUCAUCUGAAGCUGGUUUACUAAAAAAAAACAAAAAAAACAAAACUGGUCGAGUUAUUUUCAGAAGGACUCAGUCUAUACACUCAUACAUACUGAACACAACUAUGCAAUUUGAGUACGGCAUUCACAAAUUUCAAGUACUGGUGGCUACAAGACAUCAAACCCAUCAUUCUGCUUGCGCAUUGUAUGCACAACUUAGGCAAACUUUGGUAAAAGUUGCAUUUCCAAACAUAAGCAUGUUUUGUGGUGUUAAAUGUUAUGUUGCUUUUCUUUUGUGUCCACAUUUUCCUGCGAGUGUUGCACCAUAGCUCAUCCAAUGUGCCAGUUUGCCUCCACUGGUUUAGACCCACUAAAUGUGUUGGUCCAGAUGAAAGGCUUUACCUUUAUUAAAGUCUAAGAUCACAUUUAAUUAGCAGGAUUGUGUUAGAGAAAUAUUUUGUCCCAUCUUUACUAAUGAGAAAUCAAUGCUGCCAAUAUCCAAUUAGUAAAGUUUUUUCCUCUUUUGCUUUGAUGCUGCAGUUUGUGAAAUAUAGUUAAUGUCAAUUCAGUAAUGGUGACAUUUAUUUGGAAGCAGGUUACUACAGUGGUUUGAUGCCUCAGAUUUAGCCGCAGAGACAAAACGAAAACUAUGCUUCAGAAAGAAUGUCUUGACCCAAAGAGUGAGGAAAAGUUGAGAAUUUGUAUUUUUUUUUUCCCCCAAAGAAUGUAUGUGAAUUUUUUUUUUUGUAUGUACCAGUGGUUAAAAAAAAAAAAUCUAUUCAGGAAGGCAGGCAUUGUUUUUUUAUAACAUCAGCUGUGUUCUGCCAGUAAAGUUGUGGCACUUAAUCAAAAAAAAAAAAAAAGGCAAUACUUGGUUCCUUGAGAGUAGCUUUAGGAACCACUGGUUCUUUAAAUUAAUGAAAUAUAACUUUUAAUUGAGAGCAAUAUAAUACUAAUAAAUCCUUAUCCUUGUCA
Molecule: messenger RNA, 6689 nt
Organism: Thalassophryne amazonica
Lineage: Eukaryota; Metazoa; Chordata; Actinopteri; Batrachoidiformes; Batrachoididae
Gene: mtf1
Product: metal-regulatory transcription factor 1
Exons: 11
Coding region: 184-2547 (787 amino acids)
Biological process (GO): regulation of transcription by RNA polymerase II
Cellular component (GO): transcription regulator complex; PcG protein complex
Molecular function (GO): DNA-binding transcription factor activity, RNA polymerase II-specific; RNA polymerase II cis-regulatory region sequence-specific DNA binding
Source: RefSeq, a predicted model, not a curated record